This is a messenger RNA of Scheffersomyces amazonensis, 1682 nucleotides long. RefSeq lists its product as uncharacterized. The coding region runs from base 341 to 1555 and encodes 404 amino acids. The transcript has a single exon. The record is from RefSeq and is a predicted model, not a curated record. Lineage: Eukaryota; Fungi; Ascomycota; Pichiomycetes; Serinales; Debaryomycetaceae.
GAAAUUACUGAAACUUAUCUGGAACGAUAUGUGGGCCCAUGUAGUGAAGCUUAAAUUGAAAUUUGCCAUUACCAGUGGCAAACAGCUGUAGCAGCUCAGUAAAUUAAUUCCGUACUAGUGCUACUCCCUGCAUGCGGCUGUUGCUACUAAUUUAGGGAGGAAAAAAAAUCAAAACAGGGGGCAGAAGAAGAUACGGAUAGGGAGGCAAAUAGUCUAUAAUAUAUAAUAUAUAAUAUAUAAGACCAUUAAAAGUUUCACUUGUGAUAGUCAUAGUAAUAGUUUCAAUAAUUGUAUAGUAAUUAAUAAAAAUAUUUCCUAGUAAUUAAUUAACGUUUAUAUAAUGUGUUUUCCAGGGGACAGAAACAGAAAGUCUAGUAAUUCAGAUGAUGCAACUAAUCAAACUAAUGAUCCAGAUAUGGAUAAAUUAGUUGCAAACAUUGAGGAUUUCAAACGGAAUUUUAGUAGUGUUACCAAAUCAAUUUUCAAUAUAACCAAUGAGUCAUUGAGUCAAUUCAAUGACAUUGCCAAAGACUAUUCAUUCAAUUGGUUAUUUGAUCUUGAUCGUGAUACUGAUACAACUACAGAAGAUUUUAGAAAGAGUUUUAAGGAUUUCUUAGCCAAAGAUGGUGAUUCACCAUUUGAAGAAAGUCAAGAUAAAGAAUUUGAAUAUCCAAGUCAAUAUGAAGUUAGAAAUUCUUAUUCCAAAGCAGUUGGUGCUGGUGAUAAUGUUUCAGUAAAUCCAUUUAUUGGUGGAGGAUUUCGUGAUUUUUUUCAUGGGAACUUUAGAAGUGGUAAAUCUCCAUUUGGUUAUUAUUCUUAUAAGGCUCCUUCCAUUAGAUAUUAUAAUCAAUGUGUUAAUAAAGGUGGUGAAUCUGUUUGGGAUGCUAAGGGAUACUGGAGAUGUUUAUUUCCCAAUAGUGAAAUUCCGGUUGAAUUAUUAAAUUACAAGCAAGAAAAGUUAUCUGAUAGAAUUCUUACUAAGGAAGAUUUAAAUAAUGCUAUUCAAGAAAAGGGGGUAAAUAGUAAAGAUGGGGUCAUUGAUCUUGGAGAAAAGGGGGUAUUUUUCCACAAGUUUGAAGAUUACUUGAAUUGGAAGAGUAUUAUGUAUGACAAUGUUAAAAAGGACAGAAUUAGAAGAAGAGGUCACUGGAAAAAGAAGUUGGAGGAUGCUAAAGACAAAUUGCUUGUCCAAGACAACAAUAAUGCGAAAGAGCCAGUUAAACAGCCAGUGAAAGAGUUUGUUAAUGAACCAAGUACUGAGAAAAAAGUUACCUCUACUGUUGUAAGCUCUCAUUUUCAUACUAAUCCUAAUACAAAUGAAGUAGAAUUCAAUGAGAUUAGAAAGGAGUACUUUACAGAUGGUACAUCAUUGACUAGAAGAAUCAAGAAAUCCAAGCCUGUCGAGGCUGACGAUUGGGUCAAUAUCAAUGAGACCAUUGAGUCUGGUGGAGUUAAGAAGGCGUUAAGUUCCGCAGCUCCAGCUCCAGCUCCAACAACAACCCCCGCAACAAACGAACUGAGUGGCGGUUGGUUCUGGAACUCGGGAAAGAAGUAGUCUUUUUUUAUAUUCAUAUAUCAUAUACUGUGGUGGAUAUGGUUUGGUUCUUAGGUUAAAUAGGCGUGUAUAUAUUUUGUUAGUUGUAUGUAAUGAAUUGUUUUAUUUGAAUUGUGUCGCGUGGUAG